Molecule: messenger RNA, 1927 nt
Organism: Camellia sinensis
Lineage: Eukaryota; Viridiplantae; Streptophyta; Magnoliopsida; Ericales; Theaceae
Biological process (GO): tRNA pseudouridine synthesis; mRNA pseudouridine synthesis
Cellular component (GO): nucleus
Molecular function (GO): pseudouridine synthase activity; RNA binding
Source: RefSeq, a predicted model, not a curated record
UUCUAGGGUUUAAUCGGGGGAUAGAGUCUCUCAGCAGUUAUUACACCCAGCAACCCCCUGACCAUGCUGUAAAUUGAGACCUCGAUCACGCUCCAUGAACUACGACGACGACGACUACUAUUCAUCACAUCACCUCUAAAAUCAUGGAAGACAACCCUCCUUCCUCCCCAGAACAACCAGAUCCCAAAAAACUCAAAAUGUCCACCACCACCACGGACGACGACGACACCACCUCGGCCACCACCACAGAUAAAAAAGAACGAUACAAGCGCCGCAAAAUCGCCAUCUUCUUCGCCUACUGCGGCGUCGGCUACCAAGGCAUGCAAAAAAACCCAGGCGCCAAAACCAUCGAAGGCGACCUCGAAGAAGCCCUCUUCCUCUCCUCCGCCAUUCCCGAACCCGACCGCGGUCUCCCCAAGCGCUUCGACUGGGCCCGGUCCGCUCGAACCGACAAGGGCGUCAGCGCCGUCGGCCAGGUCGUCUCCGGCCGGUUCUACAUAGACCCGCCCGGUCUAGUCGAUCGCCUCAACUCCAAUCUCUCUCCCCAGAUUCGGAUUUUCGGGUAUAAGCGUGUUACGGCGUCGUUUAAUGCCAAGAAGUUUUGUGAUCGUCGUAGGUAUGUUUAUCUUCUACCUGUUUUUGCCCUUGAUCCUUGUUCGCAUCGUGAUAGAGAGAGUGUGUUGAAUAGUUUGGGGUCUGAGAAUGAGCUUGUCAAGUGUUUGGAGUGUUCGGAGAGAGGUCGAAAAGUCGCUGGUGUAAUGGGUAAACGAAGCUUCGAACCCAAUUCAGGCAUUUCGUCGAACAAUGGAGCUGCAUUAACGAACUCUGAAGUUGAAGAGGCAAUUGGGGUGGUUCCUUUGGAAAAAUGUACUAAUGAUAAUUCAAACUCUGAUGAUCAUAAAGAGGAAAUGGGGGUUUCUUUGGAAAAAUGUAAUAAUGAGAAUUCAAAUUGUGAUAAUGUUGUUGUUGAUGACAAUGAGGGCGCUAAUUUGGUUCCGCAAGUGGUGGUUGAAGAUAAGAAAAUGGAGGGUGAAUCGGGUUUGUGUGGCAAUGUGGAGGAGAAACCGGAAAAACUUAAUGGGUUUUGUUAUGAUGAGAAGGAGAGAGAAAGGUUUAAUCGAAUUUUGAAGCGUUACGAGGGAACUCACAACUUCCAUAACUUCACAACCAGAACUAAAGCUGAAGAUCCUGCGGCGAAGCGAUUCAUUAUUUCCUUCGAUGCGAACACUAUAGUUUCUGUUCAAGGAAUUGAUUUUGUUAAGUGUGAGGUUGUGGGGCAGAGCUUCAUGCUUCAUCAAAUUCGGAAGAUGGUUGGUCUUGCGGUUGCAAUCAUGAGGAAUUGUGCUCCUGAGUCGCUGCUUGAAACCGCUCUGCAACAGGAUGUUAACAUUAACGUGCCUACGGCUCCUGAGGUUGGGUUAUAUUUGGAUGAAUGUUUCUUUGCAUCCUAUAACCAGAAAUGGAAAGAUAGUCAUGAAGAGCUAUCUAUGAAAGACUAUGCAGAGGAGGCAGAGGACUUUAAAAUGAAUCAUAUUUACUCUCAUAUAGCAUCAACAGAACAUAAAGAAGGAGUUGCUGGUCUGUGGUUGCAUUCGCUGAACUACCGCAAUUAUCCUGAUUUACGCAUUGUGAGCAAUGGAGGGACCUCUGACACAAAAUCUUCUGAGGUAGAUGAUGUCAUGCCUGAGUGAGUUGUCUUGCAGCCAAUGGUUUUUAACACUUAUAUCGGUUUUGUAUGCCUCUCGCAUGUGUUAUUUAUGUACUUGAUGUUCACUUAUAUAAACUUUUGUUGUUUUGAUUAUAUAGCGGAAAAUAGUUGUCUGAUUACAAAUUCUUGCAUUUAAUGCUUAUAAAACUCUAGUUCUUGAAUUAGUCUGGAAGUUUUCCCCAUUAAAAUAUAUAUAUAUAUAUAUAUAAAUUGUAAUAA